AUGGAAGAGAACAAAACGGUACCGGUUUCUUUGUCCUACACAAGCAAUCCUCACGAUGUGAAGAAACGAUUGUUGUACAGCAUUUGCUGGCUCCAAGAUCUUGGGGUUGGACACAUACAGCAUGCAACUUCCAAGAUAUGCUCAGCUUUGAUCAAAAGCCUCAUGGAGAUGAAUGAAAAGAAGAAGCACCAAUUCCAGGCCCGAAAAGUCUUCUACAGAAAAGUCCGGGUGCCCGCGGAUGGGCUUUGCGGUUGGUACUGCCUCUUGGCAGCCCAGGAUCCAAGUGCGUGGGAGAAGAUACCACGUAGUGAAGGGUCUUUCCCCAUCAAUCGUCAGAUACACCAACAGGAAUUGAACAAUGCCAAGACUCUGCAUAGAGAUGUGUGUGAGAAAGCCCUGACUGUUUGCAAUGAGUCUUAUCAUGGAGCUAUCCGGGAUGUGUUGGCACAUCCAAACUUUUCACCUGCCAAUUUGGAAUGGAUAGCCUACACAUUGUCCAUCGCAAUUCGCUGCACAUGCGAUCCCAAGGUUGGCCUCUAUGAUGGGACACAGUUGGACACAAUCUAUGGAUGCGGAGAGCCUAAUGUUCACAUGCUGUUCUCAUUUGACAAGGCUGUGGCAGGAAGCCAUGACUUCGGGCAUUUCACUUUGCUCAUCCCAAGCCAUUCCAAAGGUGGUGAUGGCCUACAGCUGGAUGAAUAUGUUGGUAUGAAGGUUGCAGAAGAGAGUCAAAAGCUUCUAUCCUUUAUGGCAAAUGACGAUCCUACAACAGUGCAAGCAGCCAUCACAGACGAACAAGCAAGUGCAGGAGAUGACAAGCAUCCAGACAAGCCAGAACUAGCUUGCAGCACCGCACACUUAGAACAGUUCCAGAGCCAGCAUCAGCCAGUUCAGCCAACUCCACAGGAGAAACACACAGAGACAGCAGCCCCAACAUCUCCUCGACAAGAGCCAAAGAAGCAAGAGCAAGAUCAACAGCAGCCAGCAGUUAAACAAACAACAAAAAGCAACAUCAAUCCAGGAGAUGACAAGCAUCCAGACAAGCCAGAACUAGCUUGCAGCACCGCACACUUAGAACAGUCCCAGAGCCAGCAGCAGCCAGUUCAGCCAACUCCACAGGAGAAACACGCAGAGACAGCAGCCCCAACAUCUCCUCGACAAGAGCCAAAGAAGCAAGAGCAAGAUCAACAGCAGCCAGCAGUUGAACAAACAGCAAAAGGCAACAUCAAUCCAGGAGAUGACAAGCAUCCAGACAAGCCAGAACUUGCUUGCAGGACCGCACACUUAGAACAGUCCCAGAGCCAGCAGCAGCCAGUUCAGCCAACUCCACAGGAGAAACACGCAGAGACAGCAGCCCCAACAUCUCCUCGACAAGAGCCAAAGAAGCAAGAGCAAGAUCAACAGCAGACAGCAGUUGAACAAACAGCAAAAGGCAACAUCAAUCCAGGAGAUGAGAAGCAUCAAGACAAGCCAGAACUAGCCUGCAGGACCGCACACUUAGAACAGUCCCAGAGCCAGAAGCAGCCAGUUCAGCCAACUCCACAUGAGAAACACGCAGAGACAGCAGCCCCAACAUCCCCUCGACAAGAGCCAAAGAAGCAAGAGCAAGAUCAACAGCAGCCAGCAGUUGAACAAACAACAAAAGGCAACAUCAAUCCAGGAGAUGACAAGCAUCCAGACAAGCCAGAACUAGCUUGCAGCAUCGCACGCUUAGAACAGUCCCAGAGCCAGCAGCAGCCAGUUCAGCCAACUCCACAGGCUCGAGCCAAGAGGCGCCUGUGGCCGGAAUAUUCAAUCAAAGUGAUUCCCCCUGGUGCGAAUGCUGGAGUUGAAGUGAAACAAGAGAUUUUUUCCAGCCCAGAGCCGUCACAACAUGUGAAAGUUGAAGUGAAAGAAGAAGUUUUAUCCAGCCCAGAGACAUCGCAGCCAUCAAAGCUUACCAGCAGCAGCAAAUGUCUACCGAGAAGGAAGGGCAGCAGAAAUCAACAUGCUGAAUGGAAGGCUGUGUCAGCACCACCCGAGCCUGAAAUCAGCGCUCUGUUUCAAGGAAAGGCAGAAUCACCAACACCACAUGUGGAAGAUGUGUGCUUGUUUGGGGACCUACUGGAUGCAGAAAGUACAUGUGCAGGAAAGAAUGACAAAGAUUCACAGUUGGACCAAAAUCUCACACGCAGAUUUCAGAGGAUAGCAACAACACGGCAGCAGAAGCAGCAGCCGCAGCAGCAGCAAUAUGCAAAGCACAGCCUGGAUUCAGACGUCCGUGAAUCACCAAGACCGUGGAAACUGGCAAAGUUGAGACCACACAGCCAACACAACAAGUCACCAGCUUCAACUACCACAUCUAGCCCAGAGAACUUAGACAAAAAAGUGAAUUGCAUCAUACUGCUAGAGAGCACCUGGGAAAAAUUGGUAGCUGGCCAAAGUACAACAAUUUUUCGUACCUACUCCUUGCGGACCGCCCCACUACAACUUCAUGUGCUUUCCCGUGGGGAUGGCAGCUUCACUUCCUAUGUUGGGAAGAUGACGGUUCGCGAAGUAGAAGCUGUGACCUCUAGUCGCACUGUCAAAGACUAUGAGAACAACCCUAUGGAGGUCAAAUUCUGGUCUGAUAAGGUCAGGAAUGAGAAAGAAGUUUUCAUAUGGAAGAUCAGCACAGUGCAGGCAUGGGAUGAACCCAAGCCGAUUCGGUUUCUCCAGGCAAAGUAUCGGAACAGGCACUUUCAGGUUCCCAAGAGACAGCUCAUGCAAGGUUCUGCGGGAAUGGAGACUCCUAUGCCGUCCUUGUAUGCAACAUCAGCUUGGUUCGUGCGUUUGCUGAGCAUCUCUCAAUACCAGCACCUCAAACGUGUGGCUCUAGAACUGGAUGGAACUGAUUUAAGGAUUGGUACCACAUGUUCCGGGAGCGACAUUUGCAUUGUGGCCAUUCAUGGUUUGAUGGAAGCCAUCAAUGCUGAGUUUGGUGUCAACAUUGGUGUCAAACACGUCUUCUCAGCAGAGCUUGACCCGAAGAAACGUCAGUACAUUUUGGAUUGUCAUCAGGCUGAUCACGUGUAUGGCGAUGUCAUCGCAUUCAGCAACCAGAGAGGGCACUGUCUUUUGAAUGCGAAGCGCAAAGACUUUGCAGGUAGCUACCAGUCUGGAGAAGGUUUCGGAACAUCUGCACACACACUUACAAGCACGGCUGGAAGGGAGUUGUUGAGCUUUUGUGCCCCAUCAUGUCCAUCUAUGAGAAUGUGA
Molecule: messenger RNA, 3237 nt
Organism: Cladocopium goreaui
Lineage: Eukaryota; Dinophyceae; Suessiales; Symbiodiniaceae
Source: the annotation of a GenBank genome assembly